Messenger RNA from Moesziomyces aphidis, 4764 nucleotides. NCBI's taxonomy places the organism in Eukaryota, Fungi, Basidiomycota, Ustilaginomycetes, Ustilaginales, Ustilaginaceae. The record is from the annotation of a GenBank genome assembly.
AUGCGGUUACUGCCGCAACCUUCGUACAGUCACAUUUUUUCCUCGCCGCGUGCUCUUGCGCUGGCGCUGGGCAGGGCAGCUCUCAAGAGUGAGCGCCAUGGCCAGCCAGUCAGACUGCACGGCAGGCAGAGGCUGGAGGCCCAAGCGCAGUCGGCCGCCCCUGUAUGCCGCCUAACGCCCACUGCGCUUCAUCUGCGUGCAGGUCGACCUUCUUCCUUUCUUCUUGGCGCGGCUGCGCUCAGAGUUGAGCUGGACUCAGCCAAGGUGCAGCGCAGGCCAAGCACAUACUUAAGGCGGCACUUUGCGCGUCGAUGCGUCUUACCGUCCGUCCAUAACAUUCACAUCCCCCCUCGCCCCUCUGGCUCAACGGCUGUCAGCCUUCCCUGUGCGAUCCCGGUGAUGCCUGCAUCCGACGGUGAGCACGAUCCCUACUCCUCCGACCUGGACGACACGAUCAGUUUCUUCGAUCACGAGACCGAUCUUCUUUCCUUCACCGACUUUGAAGACUACGAAAUCUGCAGAGAUUAUUUGGACGAAAAGCUCUACCAUCUCGAGGGCUUGGUGGCAGAAUCCGAAGACUAUUUGAGAGAAGUGCGGUGGGAGUUCGAAGCCUACGACCCUCCUGCAACUCGAGGGGAGAAGGCUCACUUGACACGCAUCUCUAACAAGACGGACAAAGCUCGAAAGCGUCUCGAGUCUUUCAAAACUACGAAGUCGACUCUGCUGCAGCAGCUGGUCGAAUUCGAAGGUGCUCACUCGCUGAGGCUCGAGAUGGCUGAAGAUCAGGCUGCAGAGGAGCGAAGGAUGGAGGAGAUCGCGAGUCUUCCUCAGCUUUCCUCCCUGGCUCUAGAGGCAUCUGGGACCCCGGACCUCCAGGCAGCUUGGGAUCGAAAGGAUCACGAGAUGUUGGUGCAGCUGGCUUCGACGCUGAUCGAGGACGCCUCGGGUGCACCGGGUCGCGACGAUCUCGACGGCAUUCGUCACCUCUGCACGGGCCUGCGACUCCGCUUCAAGGCGUACACGGCGAUGCGCCUGUACUCAUUGGCGGUCGGAGACGCGAGCAGGCUGUUGGAUCUUCUGACGACAUACGGCGCAGACGUACAAGCCGACGAUGACCUCGAAGUCGCAUCAACAGCAGGCACCCAGUCCGAGCCAGUUGCGAGGCGCAGGUCGGCUCGCCUCAGCCAGCCACGCGGACAGAAGCGUUCGGCAACCCCCAAAGCAAGCGGCGGCCAUCAGAACAAGCGCAGCAGGCUUGUCCGGUCGAGCCAGUGCCAGCCCCAGCCCGAGCCGACGAGCGGAAACGACGGCGAAACGAUCAGCAUCCUCUACUUUCCGGUCGAGCUUAUCCUCAUGAUCGCGAAUCAUCUCAGCAUCACGGAUCGCCUCCAUCUCGCCAACACCUGCCACGACUGGCGUCGCAUUCCGCAGCUGUGGCAGUCGCUCAACUUUCGACGUACCAAAAGCACCGGCAAGGAUGGAUGGCACUACGAUACCGUGCAGGCCUGCGUCACGGCGAUCGAGAUCUGCCAGCGCCGCUCGCACGGAACCUUGACGUGCGUAAAGCUCCAAGGCUUUGUGACCUCGAGCGCCGUCGGUCCCAUUCUGGACGUUCUGCAGCUCAGCAGCGCCACGCUCCAGCACGUGGCCAUCCCGACGCUCGAUCAGAAGCUGUGCUUCGACCGCCUCUACUACCGUUGCCCCAAUCUGACGGGCAUCGAUGUUCGCUUCGCCUGCACGUCGGAGGCGACCCUGGUGAUUCAGGACCCAAAUCGGGUCACGAGUCCGUUCCAGUCGGACACCUUGCCCUUCCAGCUGCGCUCGUUCUACUCGAGGUCGGACCUGCCUUACGGCCCGCUCACGUCGCACAUGGAGGGGCUCCAGGUCGUGCAUUGCAUGGCGUACAAGAGGCAGAAGAAGCUUAGCUUUGUCGACGGGCUCUUGCGUGCCGCUCCGACUCUGGUGGAAUGGUGGGACGACGUCGGCGCGGACUGGUACCGUUCCGUGAUUAACCUGGGCGAUUACGGCAUCGAGCGACUUGCUGUCUCACCCUUGGUCUUCCCCAAGCUUCGCCGCCUCAACGCCCUGUGGAGCGAGAUCUUCAUCGACUGCGAGUUCCCUGCGCUCCGUGAAGCGCGGAUCAAUUCGAUGCGCGGCCCCUCGACGCUGGAUCCUUCCACAAGCACGACGUUUUCGCGGGCCGCCGCCAUCAUCACCGCUAGUCCCUUGCUCAAGAAGCUGGAGAUCCUGCUGCCUCCCGGCUUCUCGGCGCAGAGGCAGAUCUACGUCGCCAUCAGCAAGCUCCGCCACCUCGAAGAGCUGACGCUGUGCACGACGGACAGCUCGCUGUCGCUUCGGCCGCUGCUGGAUGCGGAGGAGGAGCUCGCCACGCCAAAGAGUGCCGCACAGGAGACGAUGCCCGCCUUGCAGACCCUGCGCAUCAUCCUCAAGACGUGCGGGCGAGGCAACGAUACGCUGGUCAACGAGCUGGUGGAGCUGCUGCUGAUCCGCUACUACCGCAGAGAGGGGCACACCUAUUCCGAAGCAAAGACCAAGAUGACACAGGCCCGCCAAGCGUACCAGGCCUACCUGUCCAGCCUCAACAAGCCUCCGAAGCCUCCAAAGCCUCCAGCCAAGAAGACGGCCAAGAAGAAGAAGGGCGCCAACGACGCAGUCGAGGAACCGCUCGACACAAAGGAAGACGUCAAGCCCCCGAAGUUCACUUCCGUGCUUUCGCAGCUCGUGCUCCCGCCAGAAAAGGUGUACGAGAGGGGCGAGAUGCGGUCGUGGUGGCGGAAGAGCGACACGGUCUUGUCGCAGCUCAUCUUUCAGAUUGUCGAGGCCGAGAAUCCGAAGGACAGUGGAUUUUUCCGAGGCUGGGGCUCCAAGACGCAGGGCAUGUCAGCUGUCGUCGGUCGGAACGGCAUGUCUCAGUGGCACAGCGCCCUGCACCUGUCAAGCAUUUUGGCGCUUGGGCCACAGCCUGUGAUGACGUCGACUUCCGCGCCGACGCCAUCGUUGCUGGUGGAUGACCGCUUCGUGCUGAUCGGCACGCUUGCGCUCGCAUCGCAUCUGCUCCUGUUUCGGCUGGUGGAUCUGUGGCCCGAGCAGAUCGCCAAGCUGUAUGCCGGCCUGUUUGCGCUCGAUUUGACCGUGCGCUACACCUACCUGCACUCGGGCAUCGUUGCAACCGUGCUGGCCACCAUCGUCGAUGUGGUCGCGUACACCGUGUUUGUGCUGGCGAGCAUCGGUGUGUAUCGGCUCAAGUUUCACCGCAUCGCAGACGUGCCUGGGCCAAAAGCCUGGGCUCUGUCAAAGUGGAGUACGUUUGGAAUCGAUCGACAGGGUCUGCGACCGCGCGCGGUGCAUGCGGCUCACGUCGAGUAUGGCGAUGUGGUGCGCACGGGACCUUGCGAGGUGAGCAUCAACUCGCCCGAUGCCGUCGCGGCGAUCAGUGCGGCCAAGAGCGAGUGCUGGAAAGGACCUUGGUACGACGGCGCAGCCGGCGGUCGCGAGCCGCACAUUAUGCGUAGUCUGAUCAACCUCACCGACCGCACCGAGCACCAGCGCAGACGAAAGACGUGGGACGCCGCUUUCAGCGCCAAGGCACUCAAGGGCUACGAAGGUGCUUUGGUCAACAACAUGGAGAUCAUGCUGCGCCAGCUGGCCAAGCGCGCCAACGCAGACGAGGCGGUGGACAUCGACGAUUGGGGCAUGUUCUUUGCAUUCGACAUGAUCUCCGAGGUCGGCUUUGGUCGCAAUCUGGGCUUGCUCGAGCAGGGCAAGCUGUCGCCGAUUCUGGAGCAGCUGGAGGAUCUGAUGAAGUUUCAGCAGGUGGUCAACAACCGGCCGUACAUGAUCGAAGUGACGCGCCAGAUCCCGACGCCCAAGGGCGCGUACGCGGGCAUGGUCAUGGAGCUGCUCGAGCAGCGCGACAAGGACGCGCACGGUCAGAAGGCCGACAUCAUGCAGUUCCUCUACGAAGCCAGUGCCGAGGAGGAAAGCACGGAUAAGACCGACUCGACGACGUAUGACAAGUACAAUAUGCGCAACAACCACGGCCGACGCGCGGAACUUGCUGCCGAGGCGCGCCUCAUCAUCGUUGCCGGCAGCGACACGUCGUCGACGGUGAUGGCCAUGACGCUGUUUUUGCUGCUGCAGCAUCCCGAGGUGACGGCGCAGCUGCGUGCCGAGCUGGACCGCGUGUUCGGCACCGACUACGAGACGGCUGUGAGCGACUUUGCGCGGCUCGACCGGGAAUGUGCACUGCUGAACGCGGUGAUCAACGAGUCCAUGCGUCUCUUCCCUCCUCUGGCGGGCGGCCUGCAGAAGGUCAACACCCGGGAUUCGACCGUAGUGCCACUACUGUCGGGGAGCAAGAUGGUGAUGCCCAAGGACGUGGUCAUUACGAUCCCGACGUGGACGAUGCAGCGCGAUGCGCGCAACUUCAGCCCGGAACCCAAUGCCUUCCGCCCCGAGCGGUGGCUGCAGCCCGACAAGGAGGAGCGCUUCGACCGACGUGCAUUUGUGCCGUUCUCCGCCGGCGCUACUGUUUGCGUGGGCAAGCUGCUGGCGUAUAUGGAGCUCAGACUGGUGAUUGCCAACCUGGUGCGAAGGUUCGACAUGAGGGCGACGAGCGAUUUCGACCCCGUCGCUUUCGAGGACGGCCUGCGCGACGUGUUUGUCUCGACGCGCCUCAAGAAGCUGUCUGUCAGGCUGGCGGACAGGAGCAGCGGAGCCAGCCAGGCAGCUGCUGCGGUGUAG